GGCUGGCUCGGUCCACGUCCGGCACGAAUAGAGGGGGUCCACUCCAUUUUUUUCAUUUUUCAGUCGGGCUCCGGCAAUGUCAGCCGAGGCUGUUUGACCGCGGCCAUCUUGGUCAGGUAUUUAGUAAAUUAUUACUUUACCAUAUACGUAAUUUAAGUUUUCUUUCAUUUAGCCAAAGUCAUGGACCGUCAAAGUGACACAAAUGUGAAAUAACGCAUUGGUACGCCCCCUUGCACAGGGCAGAUUCCUGCGUACGCGUCUCCGCCUCCACGUGCGCGCGCCCGCACCGCUAUUGGCGGAGGACAGCGUCCACCACCACCAACGCCGCGCGCGCGCCCGUCCCCUGCGUAGGACAAGCAUUCUCUUUUUCGGGUGGCAUCGUGGAGGGUCGUCGCGGGAGGCUGCCGAUUUCCAAGGACCGUCCCCGCGUGGUGCAAGAUAACAUUGCUGGGAGCGCCCACAUCACAACACUACGCGAGUGUCCACCACCGGGAGUCCCACGCACGGAUCGGCCUACCCGGCGAUGGCCAGCCCGCCUGCGGAUCGCGACGUCCGGCUGGAGUCGGCGGAGGCGAGCCGCCCGGAGCCCGCCUGCCUGGAGGCGCAGAAAUGGAUCGAGGCGGUCACAGGGAAGAGCUUUGGAGACAAGGACUUCCGCAGCGCGUUGGAGAAUGGCAUCCUGUUAUGCGAACUUCUGAGUGCAAUCAGACCAGGCCUGGUCAAGAAGAUCAACAGACUGCCCACGCCAAUCGCCGGCCUGGACAACCUGUCAGUCUUCCUACGGGGCUGCGAGGAGCUCGGCCUGAAAGGUUCGCAGCUCUUUGACCCGGGAGACCUUCAGGACACCUCCAUCCGAGCCAACCUCAAGGACUCCGACUGCAGCCGCAAGCUGAAAAACGUUCUGAACACGGUGUUUUGGCUGGGCAAAGCGUCCAGCGGCUGUGCCUCCUACAGCGGACCCACGCUUGACCUCAAGGAAUUUGAGGGUCUGCUGGCAAACAUGAAGGUGGACAGCGACGAGGCGGCUGACGGCUCACAGAAGCGCAGCAUUAGAGACAGCGGUUAUGACUGCUGGGACUCGGAACGCAGCGAGUCACUCUCACCGCCCAGACACACUCGAGACAACUCUCUGGACAGGUCAGACAACCGGUGUUGUUCAACAGUGGACCAACAAAUGGAACUGGACAUGGCAAAACAUCUGGACUCAUUUGGCUCGCGCUCGCAGCACAGUCCCUCUCCCGAUGUGGCCAACCGAGGCAACACGGAAGGAAGAGACGGCAAUCUGGAGGCGGACAGCGGCAGGAGGCCCGAUGUGCAGAAGGACGACAUGUCAGCCCGGCGUGCGGCGAGCGGAGAGGCGCGGACCCCCGUUGUCUUCAACCAGUUCCUACCCAACCGAAGCAAUGCCGGCUUCUACGUCCUGAACGCCAAGCGCAGACCUCUUGCUGAAGACGGAGAACAGCGCAGUCCCGACAAGGGCAAAAAGAGCGUGAGCUGGGCGCAAGAUCACCAGAGCGAAAAGGAAGUGUGUGAGCGGACCAGGCUACAGAGGUUGGAGAAGGCGGGCAUCAAAGUGUUGCCUGCGGCCCUUCGUUACGGAAGGAAGGAGGAAGUGGGCAUGCAAAAAGAGAAGACGGCAGAUGUGACAAAUGAUGUCCCCCCAUCUAGUGGGCAGGCGGAGUUAGGAAAGGCCAGUAAGACGGAUGAUCCGCCGAGAAAGAAAGCCUCCCGGGUGGGGGACGAUGAUCUGCCGCCAAUGAUGAUGAGUCACCGAGUUGCUUUUGUGUCCGGGGACUCCGAGAGCGUGAGCAUGAGUGACAUGGUGGACCAGGACCAGGCGGGACACCUGCCGCAACUCAGCCAGUCACGUUACGAGCGCAUGCACGAACAGUACAACAACUACGAAGAUGACGACGACCAAUGGCAAAGUGACUUGGCCCGUUGGAAGAACCGCCGCCGCUGCGCCUCACAGGAGCUGAUCAAGAAGGAAGAGGAGAGGAAAAGGAUGGAGAGGAUGAAAGGGGAUGGAGGUGACAAGAGGAAGAAUAUCAAAACCUACAAGGAGAUUGUGGAGGAAAAGGAACGGCGAGAGGCAGAGCUGUGCGAGGCGUACCGCAGCGCGUCGACACCGGAGGAGGCGGCCACGGUUCUGCAACGCUACGCUCUUCGUUUCACCAUCAGCGACGCCACGUUGGAUUUCUUAAAGCUGCCUCGCUCCACCGCAAACCCCGACCUGGCCCUAAACCAGGCCCAGCACGAACACAAAACCGUUUGUGAAGACUCCGAGCCACAAUCAACACAGCAGAACACGUGUGACGACUUACACAGGGGGCUAGAAAAAGAUCCGCUGACCUCAGAAAGCACACCUCCUCUAUCCCAAGAAACCCGCGAACCUCCGGCCCGAGCGUCUCCUAGCGAACCAGAACCAGCAACCAAAGUGGACGCAGAACCCCAACCUAAACCUGCCAAACCGAAACCCUCUCCGCCUCACCCCACAAAGCCCGCGCUCACGCUUCCCUCGCCGCCACCGCCCACCACGACUUCCAGACCCGUCCCCCUGCUGGCGGCUAAGCCCUAUCGUCAGCCACGCAGCGCACAUGGAGUCAAGAUGGACGGCCUUGUGCGUGUGAAUGGUGACACGGACACUUCGCCGCUGCAUUCGCCGAAAGACAAGAACAUCCUGGUCACACAAGCGGAGGAGCAGGAGGAGGACGAGGCCCCCUUUACGCUUGAGAUGAGGGGCAGGUCGCCUCCUCCCCAGGCGGCAACAUCCUCCUCGUCUUCAGCAUCCUUCUCAUCUUCGUCCUCUUCCACCAUCAGCUCGCUGUUCAGCGGGAGGAACUGCAUCACCAAGACCACCAUCGUCACGGAACUCACUCAGACGCUGGUGGAGCCACACGGAGUGGACAUCGACGGCCACGGCCAGGUUACGAUACCCAAUCAGGUGGAUGAAAUUGCGACUGCUGAGAAACCAGCAGAGGAAAAACAGUCCCAGUCAUCAUCGUCAUCGACUUCAGUAACCAGCAUCCAAGACCAUUGUCCCAGUGUCGCCGGUGGCCAAGAGGAGAGCAGUGUGAGCAUUGAGACCCCCAUGUUGAACUUGGCUAAGCGUGUUAAUCACUGGGUCUGGGACCCCAAUGAGGAGCGUAAGCGCGUGGAAAGGUGGCAACAGGAGCAGGAGCGCCUCCUACAGGAGCAGUACCACAAGGAGCAGGAGAAGCUGAAGAAGGAGUGGGAAAAGGCUCAACUGGAGGUCCAGGAGGAGGAACGCAAGCACAACGAAGAGGAGAGGAAGAUCUUGGAGGAGACUGUGGCGCCCCUCAAGCCCUGCGUGACGCCCGUGUUGCCACCUGCUGCAGACAAAAAAAACGUCAGCCAACUUGUACCCCUGCAGCAAAAUGGCCACAAGGACGCCCGAGGGAGUGAAGAGCAGCAUGCGUCCAAGGUGCACUUUUUACAGGACACCGUCUCCGAUACCGAGCCAGCCAAGAAGUCUGAAUUGUGGAAGACGGCCUCUCUGGAUCGAAACUCUCAGCCAAACCCAUCGCAUGGUGUCAAAAGGUGCGAUUCUCACGAUGGCAUCGCCGGAACACAGCAGCCGCCGUCUUCACCCUUGCCGCCGUCGCCCAGCAGGUGCGUUAGCGGGAAGAGGCAAUGUUCCGGUUGCUCUCAGCCCCUGGGGAAAGGAGCGGCCAUGAUCAUCGAAACACUCGGACUCUUCUUUCACAUGCAGUGUUUCAAGUGUGGCUUGUGUGAGGGGGAGCUGGGCGACGCCGCCAUCGGGACAGACGUGAGAAUCCGUAAUGGUCUGCUGAGCUGUCACCACUGCUACUUAGCAUCAAGAGGCCGAGGACAGCCAACAACCCUAUGAUGAUCUGAACCCGACCCCUGACAACCAACCCUCAUCUAACUUUCCUCAAAUAGACCCCACAUGAUCUAAACACACUGCACAUCCACUAUGUGUUUGUCAGCAUGACCAGCAUGUUUAUGACAAGACACAAUACAGCAACUGGUAUAAUAAUAAUACAGUGAACCCCAGUUUAACGCACCUGCAGUAUGCACCACAAUCACAGAAAUAUGUACAAAUCUGCAAUAUAGCGAGACCAUGAAAGGUUUUACGCCUCACCUGGUUCAGCUUUAUUAAAGGGGAAUUAUCAAGAGGCAGGACACACCACACGCCCUGCUGCAAUAUGAUUGGCUGCUACAUGGAGGCAUACUGUACUGUCUUAUACUGCCCCCACGUGGCCAAGGUGGGCAGUCCAGAAGCAGCGUUCAAGUGUUGCAACGUGACAAAAAAAUAAUUCAGUUUGGAUUAUUUUAUGUAACUGUUCUGGUUUUAUCAGGUACAGUAGGACGGAUCGCCAUUUUGCCUCAUAAAAAUGUGGCAAAUUCUUGGGCGUGGGGGGGGAGCUGUAAUGGACUACAUUCUGUAAAAAUUUACGAUAUAGCUAUAUAACGGGGGUUCACUGUACUUCAACUGGAAUCAAGAUUCAGGAGACACUACAAGACUAUAACACGACUUUUUUUACAUAGGUAGCGUGACCAUUUGAAUGCCUUACCUUCUCCUCCCUCUUUGUUUUUCCACUUUUGCAUGAACAGUGGUUAUUGCAAGUAUGAGUUUGACAUGCAGUUCUCCGACAUUUCAGUUUGUUUUACGUCUUUGUCCACUUGCAUGUUGGCUUGGAACUCUUUUCCCUUGAACCGUAUCAACCAGUGCCUUAAUUCAGAGUGUGUGUACUGUUACCGUACACAUGGACCUGGAAAUGUAUGUGUGUGUGUUGUGACAUGAAGUGAAAUUCCAUGCCAGCAAGUAAAACGAGUGGAUCAUUCUCUUGCACAUCCUGUUCACUGUUAUAGUGAUCAAACCAAUGACACGUACAUAAUACCUGCUGCUUCCCUAUACCAUUUUUAUCGUUAUUUCAUAACAUCCUGACAUUCGGGCUUCAACGCAGGUGUUGCCGCUACUUCUCGUUUCUUCUGGUCGAAGAAAACUGCUCGCCGUCUUUUAUAGCCACUGUAUGUUUGUCAAUAAAACUGUCUAAAAUGGC
Messenger RNA from Hippocampus comes (tiger tail seahorse), 5048 nucleotides. RefSeq names its product LIM and calponin homology domains-containing protein 1-like. Gene Ontology annotation, molecular function: myosin II head/neck binding. Gene Ontology annotation, biological process: regulation of focal adhesion assembly; positive regulation of stress fiber assembly. The coding region runs from base 524 to 3871 and encodes 1115 amino acids. Gene Ontology annotation, cellular component: stress fiber. The record is from RefSeq and is a predicted model, not a curated record. Lineage: Eukaryota; Metazoa; Chordata; Actinopteri; Syngnathiformes; Syngnathidae. The transcript has 27 exons.